This is a messenger RNA of Aspergillus wentii DTO 134E9, 471 nucleotides long. Its product is annotated as PaaI family thioesterase. NCBI's taxonomy places the organism in Eukaryota, Fungi, Ascomycota, Eurotiomycetes, Eurotiales, Aspergillaceae. Bases 1 to 471 code for a protein of 156 amino acids. Gene Ontology annotation, molecular function: fatty acyl-CoA hydrolase activity. The transcript is spliced from 10 exons. The record is from RefSeq and is a predicted model, not a curated record.
AUGGCUUCUUUGCGAUUUGUCAAGUCUGUUUGGGAGUCCUUUCGGGCUACUUCGGGGCUGGAGCCUCGUUUAUUGAACAAUCUUCGUGUGACUGGCGCAAGGCCAGGAUUUGUCAAUUUUGAACUGGACAUUCAAAAAGAGCACACGAAUCGUUUGAACAUCCUCCAUGGAGGUACUAUUGCUAGCAUGGUCGACCUUGGCGGUUCAUUGGCCGUAGCAUCCCGUGGACUCUUUGCAACAGGCGUCUCGACGGACCUCAAUGUGACCUAUCUCAGCUCUGGUGGUAAGAUCGGUGAUAAGAUCCUAGCGGAGGUCACUUGCGACAAAUUCGGCAAAACCCUUGCAUACACGUCGAUCAAGUUCCUCAACAGCAAAGGUGAUAUUGUCGCAAGAGGAAGCCACACAAAGUUCAUUGCGCUGGCCUGGAAGGACCCGCAAAAUAUUGUCGAAGAGCUCAAGCGAGACUCAUAG